AUGGUUGCCACUUUCGCUAUCACUGAACUCGUGAAUCUUUCAGGUGAGGAAUACAAUGACAACACUUUGGUUGGCGAGGAAGACUUGAGUUUUGGAAGCGAGCUUUUUGAUGACUCGCUGAGCUUUUUGGACGAGUCAUUUGCUGAGGAUAAAGAUCACAGUAGUAUUAGUUUUGACCUCCAUAAUAAUGUGUACCAAACCGAAAAUAACAGGUCCUUUGCUUCUGAGUUGAGCACCAGUGAAUCUUACUUUGAAGAUGCUAUCUUGGAUAGCUCAGUAAGCUGCGACACUUCCUUCACUGUGUCAAGUCCAGUUUAUGUUUCCUUAGAAGAAAUUGAUGCACUAUUCAACGACAAAGAGGUGGGACCUCUUGCCAGUGAGCAAUCUACGUCCUUUCCAAGCAUCUUGGAUAGUCAUGUCGGUAUUGUUCAAAGCUCUUCCAUCCAUGAGAUAAAUUCUCAGAGUGAUGAGUUUGCGUCUAAUUACAAAUUCGAUUUGGAUUUUGACAUUCAGGAACUUCAAGACCAGGAUCAGGUUGGAGAAUUGAGCGAGUUACCUCAAGAAAUUGUUCUCAAUGCGAAUAUUCCUCAUGAUAAUAUUGUGAAUGAGUCCGCUCUCGUUAAGCCGACAAGAACCAUCAAAAGAGCGAAAAGACCAAAGCCCCAGUUUGCUGUAUCUGCCUCUUUGUUUCAUAGGAUCAACAAUUAUUGGUCAUUAAUAUCCCAGAACAACAAAUAUUUGAGCACCCUGUCAGCUGCGGUAAACAAAUGGGCAAGUCCGACUGUGGUUCCUCUUCAGGCUGAGCAGUUUAUCAACAACGUUGUUCCUGCAUUACUACCAAACUACGUAAACAUCAACUUUUUCAAGGAUGUUCAAGGCAAAAAGGGUUGGUACUAUGAAGAUAACAAGAAGCGUCAGGGAGGUCCUCUUGCUCUGAGAUGGUGUGGCCAAGAGCUGAAUUUUUACGAUCCGUUCAUUAUCAGGUAUCAAGUUGAUGAAACAGGAAAACAAACUAACAAACAGGCUUUGUGCCCCUACUGUCCAGUGGAAACGGAUAUGGACUUGGAUAACAUUUUCCACACUACACAAGAUUCAUUGUACAUGCACCAUGUGUGUAAGGACCACGGUGUUUACAGCACGGGUUAUGAGAUGUCUCCUCCGUUACUCGCCUUUGAGAACGGGACGCCGGUUGCAUUCUGCACAGAAUGUGAGGAAACAUGCAAGAUUGUUGGUCUUGGGUCCGGUGUCGACAAUUGUAUGAUAAGUUACUUCAGACAUGCUUUUAUUUCCCAUAAUAAGAAAAAACAAAAAAGAACACGUGAACAAAAGCAAUCAGACCAUGUCUUCUUCAAUGGUGCCAGAAAACACCAUAUAUAUGAAAAUUUUGAAACUAAUAUAAAUUGUUUUGAGUCUAAACCAGGAAGAGUCAUUGCUAGUGAGCCUGAGGAUCUUUUGGAUGAGAAGUAUUUGGAUGAUGUCAUCAUGGAGGAUUCGAUGCUGGAGAUCGACGAAAUGAGUGACGCAGAUACCAGUACUCAGCUCGUCGAGCAAAACUGGAACCUCUAG
This is a messenger RNA of Pichia membranifaciens NRRL Y-2026, 1566 nucleotides long. RefSeq lists its product as hypothetical. The record is from RefSeq and is a predicted model, not a curated record. The coding region runs from base 1 to 1566 and encodes 521 amino acids. The transcript has a single exon. Lineage: Eukaryota; Fungi; Ascomycota; Pichiomycetes; Pichiales; Pichiaceae.